Messenger RNA from Necator americanus (New World hookworm), 1089 nucleotides. RefSeq lists its product as uncharacterized. The transcript is spliced from 8 exons. The record is from RefSeq and is a predicted model, not a curated record. Gene Ontology annotation, molecular function: neuropeptide Y receptor activity; neuropeptide binding. Gene Ontology annotation, biological process: G protein-coupled receptor signaling pathway. Lineage: Eukaryota; Metazoa; Nematoda; Chromadorea; Rhabditida; Ancylostomatidae. Gene Ontology annotation, cellular component: plasma membrane; neuron projection. Bases 1 to 1089 code for a protein of 362 amino acids.
AUGCCAAAUUGUACUAGAAUUCAAGACAGAUCAUUUGAAGCGAUAGAUCUCACGGCUGUACGAGCGAUAUUUGCUGUUCUCUACUGUUUGGUAUGGGUUGCAGCUAUUGUCGGCAAUGUACUCGUUCUAUAUGUAGUGUCCUUCAACCAGGUGUCCUUAUCUGUCCGCAGUGUUUUUAUUGGAUGUUUGGCCGUUUCCGACCUACUUAUGUCACUCACCUCACUUCCUUGGACAGCAGUCACCUUAUUCACACGUGAAUGGAUAUUUCCAAAGCCAAUCUGCAAGCUGAUAGGUGUAUUUCAGGGUGGUAGUAUUUUUGUCUCCAGCUUCACGCUUACUAUAAUUGCCCUCGAUCGCUGCCUUCUCAUCACUAGACCGAACAGAGAGUUCAUUGGAUAUAAUCGAGCCAUCGCCAUAGUCGUUGGGAUUUGGGUUCUCGGGUAUUCGUUGGCGCUGCCAACCGGCAUUUUUUCCAAAGCAGUCAGCUUUGAGACGAUUUGUGGAGUUUUCUGCGAAGAGAUUUGGCCAGACACUGAAUCAGGCCUCAUUUCGCCCAGUCGGCGUCUAUACGGCUUGUCGGUUCUUCUGUCCCAGUUCGGUAUCCCGGCACUGAUAUCUUCCGUAUGUUAUUGGCUGAUUAGCAGAGUAAUGUCUUCACAGCUGGAGCGAAGAAGGGGUCAAACUCUCCUGAAAGAGUCCGAGGAAAAACUUGUGAAUCGAAAAGCACGGGCUAACAGGAUGAUGAUUGCCAUGGUGCUGGGAUUCAUCUUUGCGUGGAUGCCAUUGAAUGCUAUUAACCUCUAUCGAGACUUAGGGUCAUCUGUAGGUAGCCCGUGGUUCUCAACGGUGUUCGCUCUUUGUCAUGUUCUCGCCAUGACAUCAGCGGCUCUAAAUCCUGUGAUCUACUCAUGGUUCAAUCCACAGUUCCGGUCUGCUAUUCAGUCACUUUGCAGAGGGCAGAGAAAAUCGAUGAAACGUAAACUACAUACUGAGGUCCACACGAAGCUAACAGAGGCUACAACUGACGUUAAAAUCAAGCCAGAGCUGGUUCUCAGUGAUUGCCACCAACCCGGUGAUCAGAUUCUCUAA